GAAUAUUGAAGGCAACCAGUCAUUCAGCAGUCUGUCUUACUUACUACAAGUUCCAUCCACAAGACAAUACACGGAACAAUCAAUCAAUCAUGAUGCCUUCCAUCGCACCUUGCGCGUCGGCGAUGCUGCUCUUGGCCAGCGGCAUUCAUGCCCACUUCACUGUCCAGCAUCCCCCUGCUGUUGGCCCUUUUAUCGACGACGACGAGCCUAAGGAGCCAUGCGGUGGCUACCAUCCCGAUAUCAACAACGUGACCAUCACUGACUUCCACGUCGAUGGUGAUGCCAUUGGCACCAAGCUCACCCACUCUCAGAGCACCUGGCUGUACCGUGCCACCGUUGAUCCCUCUGCUGCGAACGGCUGGGUCAUGGUCUACCCUAUCUUCGACCAGAGUGGCUCUGGUGGCUACUGUCAGCCUCAUGUGACCGUCCCUCACGACUUCAUCGGUAAGAAGGGAUACAUUGGCAUGGUUUCACAUGCUAAGGACGGUUUCCUCUAUCAGUGUGCUGGUGUUAACUUCGUCGCGGGAACCGGCAACAUGCCGGAAGACUGCCAGAACGCAACUGGCGUCUCUGCGACCUACACCGAUGAUGCCACCCUGAGCUCUGACCCCAACGACCCCGGCACCCCUUCCGCAACCCCUACUUCGGAUUCUCAGCAUGAGCACAACGCCGGUGUUUCGACUAGAAGCCAGUCCCUCCAGGCCCUUGGUGGUCUUCUCACGGUCGGCACUAUGAUGGCUCUGGGUGCAAUGCUCGUGAUCUAAGAUCUCGAAUUGCAAGAGUGAUUCAAUCGACGUUCGACGAGAAUGGCAUGUUUUCUUCUACACGAUGGACUGAUCUGCGCAACACACGACAAGUUCUUUCGAUAUGACCCAAGACUGAAGAUUUCAGUGCCGAGUACCUCGAACAGCACUGGAUAAGGUCAUUAGUUGCCAGUUUUUCAUUCCCGAAAUCCUAUUGAAUAGGUACUUAGAUACCCCCAGAUAUGCAUUGCGAGUUGCUUUAUCGCAAUACUUCUAUGCCCACAAUACAGAAAUUUCCCCUUUCCCCCCCAAACCCGACAUGUUCCAUAUUUGUGAUACUCGUAGGACUCCGAUAUUCGCCUUGAAUGUAGACGGCCACUCAAAUACUACCAUCAAGGUGUCUGCCUAGGUAGGCACUGCCGUAAGACAAUCAAGAAACCCUCGUAGCAAGA
Annulohypoxylon truncatum is the source of this 1195-nucleotide messenger RNA. RefSeq lists its product as uncharacterized. Lineage: Eukaryota; Fungi; Ascomycota; Sordariomycetes; Xylariales; Hypoxylaceae. The transcript has 4 exons. The record is from RefSeq and is a predicted model, not a curated record. The coding region runs from base 90 to 764 and encodes 224 amino acids.